AUGAAAGAAAAAGAGAUUUCUCAAGAAGAAAUCAAUGUUUAUGAUCGUCAGAUACGUUUAUGGGGGAUUCAGGCACAAAAAAGAAUACGAAAUUCUAGUGUUCUUCUUAUUCAUAUUCGUGAAUUGGCGGAGGAAAUAGCUAAAAAUCUGGUUUUGUCAGGUAUAGGUACUUUGACGCUUUUGGACGAUGGAACAGUCGAAAAAAUAGAUUCUAAAACACAGUUUUGCAUUGGAUUGUCGGAUAUAGGCAUGAACUACGCAGAUGUAGUAUCUCGCGUAUUAAAGGAAUUUAAUCCAUCUGUAACACUCGAGAUAAAUACAACACCUCUUUUUGAUGUUUCAGACGACUACUUUUCGGGAUUUGAUGUUGUAAUUGCAACAGAAUUAGAGCUAGAUUUGAUUGUAAGUAUGAAAAUACAUUGUGUGCAAAGUUUAUAUACAAAGAUACAUUUGAAUACGGUGUGCAGGGCUCAAAAAGUGCCGUUUUAUACCUGUGCAAUGUAUGGAUUUUAUGGAUAUAUCUUUGUGGAUCUAAUUAAACAUACAUACAGCAUAGAGAAAAAGGCAUCUGGUCGUUCAAAAAAAACUACAAGAAUAGAAUACACAGAACAAUAUCAUCCUUUUCCAGAAGUUGUCAACCAUGAAUAUGGGAAAUUGCUUACAGAAAAACAUGCAAAGAAAGUGUCACAAUUUCUUCCCGGAAUUAUAGGUAAGCCUGUCACUGUCUUUGUUUCUUUUGACCCGGAAAAAGGACUACUGUGUUUCCAGAAAAGAUUUUCCCGUUUUCCUGCAGCUCCCGAUGAAAUGUCGCAUUAUCUUUCUUUGGUCAGAGAGACUGCUCAGAGACUUGCAUUGUCUGAUCAGAUUUUGAAGGAUUCUGACCUGAUCCAUUUAGCUGAAAACGCUGCCUAUAAAUGGCCACCUGUUGCCUCUGUUAUCGGCGGCGUCUUGGCCCAAGAUGUUCUGAAUGUCCUGAGCUCCCAAGAAAGGCCCAUCCAAAACUGGUUUAUCUUUGACGGGGAAAAAUGUAUGUCCUGA
This is a messenger RNA of Pneumocystis jirovecii RU7, 1038 nucleotides long. RefSeq names its product E1 ubiquitin-activating protein AOS1. The record is from RefSeq and is a predicted model, not a curated record. Gene Ontology annotation, cellular component: SUMO activating enzyme complex; cytoplasm. Lineage: Eukaryota; Fungi; Ascomycota; Pneumocystomycetes; Pneumocystales; Pneumocystaceae. Gene Ontology annotation, molecular function: SUMO activating enzyme activity. Gene Ontology annotation, biological process: protein sumoylation. The coding region runs from base 1 to 1038 and encodes 345 amino acids. The transcript is spliced from 6 exons.